This is a messenger RNA of Chenopodium quinoa (quinoa), 2814 nucleotides long. RefSeq lists its product as uncharacterized. The coding region runs from base 1 to 2814 and encodes 937 amino acids. Gene Ontology annotation, biological process: telomere maintenance; DNA repair. The record is from RefSeq and is a predicted model, not a curated record. The transcript is spliced from 3 exons. Gene Ontology annotation, molecular function: DNA helicase activity. Lineage: Eukaryota; Viridiplantae; Streptophyta; Magnoliopsida; Caryophyllales; Amaranthaceae.
AUGGAUAGACAGUUACCGGCAGAACCUUUCAGACUUGCUAUGCCUUUCUUCUGUGACAAAUGCGGUGCAAAAAAAUUUAUGUUUGAGUCCUUAGAUUUUUGCUGUGGGAAUGGAGACAUUACAAUAGCUGAGAAUGUCUAUCCUCAUGAACUUGUGUACUUAUUUACUUCUAAAGAUGAAGGUGUUGUGCAUUUUAGAAAAUAUGCUAGACUAUAUAAUAACUUGUUUGCAUUUAGUUCGCUUGGGGGUCAUUACUAUGCAAGCACUUACAAAGGGAUUUAUGUAUUCAAAUUGCAUGGGCAACUGUAUCAUUUUGUUCCAGAUUUAUUGCCUGAUGAGGGUAAUCCAAAAUACCUCCAGCUGUACUUUUAUGACGGCCAGCAUGAGGCAGAACAUAGGCUGGGUUGUUUUCCUGAGUUAAGAGAAGAUGUGAUCAGUAUUCUAAUGCAGGUAUCUCAACAAAAUCCUUAUGCUGUGUUCUUUCGGACUUUAAGAGAUAAAACUAUUCAUGCAGAUACAAGAAUUGUGCUAAAUCAAGCCCCGGUUCUUGAUCAACGCAUCUAUAAUGCUCCUACUGCUGAUGAUGUUGAUGUCAUCUGGCCAGAGAGUGCUUCAUCUAGCCAAAGCUUGGGCCCUCAUAUAUUAGUGACUGCAACAUCUAAUGAGUCUCCCCGAAUCUACCAUAAUUAUGGUCGCUAUGAUCCGCUCCAAUAUCCUUUGUUAUUUCCUCGGGGAGAAUGUGGCUGGACUCAGGGUCUUAAAAAGAAUUCUCAUCCAAGUCGGAUAGCAACAGAUACAAUUCCAGAUCCUAUUAUGUCUUGUGUUGUCCAUACGGCAGCUGAAUUAUUAAAUCAGGAAGAAACCCGUUCAAAGAGGAAGAAUACUAAAGCAGACAAGUUUAUCUCUGCUAGGGAGUAUUAUGCGUACAGAUUGCAGAUCAGGCCUAAUAAUAUGCUGCUGCGAGCAGGAAGGUGUUUCCAACAGUACAUUGUCGAUAUGUAUGUGAAGAUUGAAAAUACAAGGCUUGAUUACUUUAGAAACAAUCAGGACACAAUAAGAGCCGAUUUGUAUAAAGGUAUUUUGGAUUCACUGGAUAUCGGGGAGACUCUUGGGGAAAAUCUUGGUCGUAGAGUUAUUUUGCCUCCUACUUAUAUUGGUGGUCCUCGUGAUAUGAAGAAGCGUUAUUUAAAUGCUAUGGCUUUGGUCCAGAGAUUUGGCAAGCCAGAUCUUUUUGUAACAAUUACAUGUAAUGCUAAUUGGCCUGAAAUAAAGGCUGAGCUUGGUGCUGGUGAAAAUGCACAGGAUAGACCCGAUUUGGUUGCAAGGAUUUUUAGAGCAAAGCUACUUGCACUGAAAAAAGAGAUUAUGGAGAAAAAAGUAUUUGGGGAAGUUGCUGCCAUGAUCUAUGUAAUCGAGUUUCAGAAAAGAGGGCUCCCACAUGCUCAUUUCCUGAUUAUUCUGAAACCCGAAUACAAGCUCAAAUCUCCUGCUAACUAUGAUAGAUUUGUCUGUGCUGAAAUUCCUGCUGAGACUAAUCUCCGGUUGAGAAGAAUUGUAUUGGCGCAUAUGAUGCAUGGCCCUUGUGGUAUACCGAAUCCAGAGUGUCCUUGCAUGCGCAAAAAUGGACUUAGGCGUACCUGUAAAAACAAGUAUCCUAAGCAGUUCUGCAGCAAAACAACAAAUAAUAAGGAUGGUUAUCCUAUGUAUCGCAGAAGAGAAAUUGGAGAAAAGGUUAGUAUAAGAAAUGCAGAGCUAGACAAUCAGUGGGUUAUUCCCUACAAUCCUUAUCUUUCUAUGCUGUUUGAUUGCCAUUUGAAUGUCGAGUAUCAAUCAGGAAGAUGGGUAUCUCCUUGUGAAGCUGCAUGGAGGAUAUUCAGUUUUGAUCUGUUUGACAUGUAUCCUUCCGUUUUGCCUUUACAAGUGCAUUUACCUAACAUGCAGACUGUUCGAGUUCAUCCUCAUGAAAGGUUACAGUCUGUUGUUUCAGAUGGUAAACGAUCAAGAACUCAGCUAACUGAAUUUUUUGCCAUGAAUGCUGCUUCUAAACAUGGCUUAGGAUAUCUGCAUGGUGAAUUUUGCGAGCACUACAUGUGGCAUCAAAGUGAUAAGAUUUGGAAACAAAGAGUUCACAACAGGAUUUCAGUUGGGCGGUUAGUGUUUGUCUUUCCUGCAGAAGGUGAAAGGUUCUUCCUUAGAUUGCUAUUGUUGAAUGUAAGGAGCCCUAUGUCAUUUGAAGAUUUACGCACUGUGAAUAGUUGUGUGUAUCCAACUUUUCAAGAAGCUGCUCUAAAGCGGGGUCUUAUUGAAGCUGAUGAUACAGCUAAUUCGACAAUGGCUGAAGCAUGCGAUACUCAUAUGCCUGUUGCUUUACGUCGCCUUUUUGCAACGGUUCUGAUGUUCUGUCAGCCAAGAGAUCCUGCUAUUCUUUGGAAUACCUAUUAUUCCUUCCUUGCUGAAGAUUUCUCUCAUAGGUUUCCAAAUCAGACAGUGAAGAUACAGCAACUCACUGUUAGAGCUGUUGAGCAGCACCUUGAAGGCAUGGGAAGAUCUCUUGCUUUUUUUGGACUGGAACACUUAACAUUAGAAGUUAGUGAUGAAUUUAGCCGUACAAAAGAUAUCAUAGAUGCUCUUGAUGCACCGAUCCCAGAGGAAUGCUUAGGUUGUCGAUCAAAGCUAAAUGCUGCACAGAAUGUAGCCUUUGAAUGCAUAAUGGAACAUGUGCUGCAGCAGAAAGGUGGCGCUUUCUUUAUUGAUGGUCCUGGAGGGACAGGCAAGACUUUCUUGUACAAUGCUCUAUAUGCAGAAAUACGGUAG